GUUGCGAAGGCGGGCGAGGAGGCAGAAGCGGCGAUGGAGAGCCAGAGCUGGACCGGCGACGCGCAAUGCCCGUGAUUGACGGGCGGCGGAGAGACGGGACGGCGGAGAAAGGCGGAGGGGUUGCCGCUUGCCCAGUUUAUUGGUGGUUGCAAGGAAGCCGGGGAGCUCGGAUAAUGCGGAAUAUAAUGGACUGAGAAGGAAGGAAGGAAGGCAGGGCGAACGGGAAAAGCUUUUAAGGUGCGCUAAGGGCACUGCGGUGCCGUUGCCCUGGGAUUCCCGCCGGAUUGAUUCCCUCUUCUCGGGGUAAACGGGGUCUCGGAGCCUCGGAAGAACCGGACGAUCCAAGGACGAGCAUCAAAGCGCAGAAAGCACCAGUUUUCCGGCCAAAGAGAGAAAAGUGAUAAGCGGGUUGGGGGGAAAAAAAGAUAAUUAAAAACCUGCCACCCACCCACCCCCCUCCGGACAGCGGUUUGAGAGAAAGGUUGGUGACUUCCAGGAGCGAAUUAACUGGGUCCCAAAAAGAAGCGCAGGUGAUGGGAAAAAAAAUAAAAAUCAACGGGGAAGACUUCUGGGAAGGUUGAGAGUUAAAACUUGUUGAAAGUCCUAUCUUCAAAGAAUAAGUUAUAUUAAUAAAACAAAGGAAAACCGCAGGGGGAAAAAAAACUUGGCUUGGCUUGACUAUUGGUGGAUGAAGGUUUGAGUUUAUUUCUUCGGGAGCAGAGAAAUGUCUCAUCGGACAGCACCGCAGUGCCAAGAAUCUAAGAAAUUUGGGACUGCAAGUGUUUCUUUGCCUUUUUUUCCCAAGAGCAGAAAACAGUCACUGUUCUUUUGAAGCAAAAAAACAAAAAGUAGGAUUCAAACCAAUUUUCUGAGUGCAAGAAAGGUAGAUUCUCCAUGAAGGAUCUGUUAAGGAUCUAGUAUCCCGUGAGACUUUUAUCUGUUACUUGUUGGAUUGUCUGCUCGUCCCCUAGAGGGGUGUGAUAAGGGAAUAGGGCUGUGCCAGGCCAAAUCAGAUAGCAGAACAAAAGAAGAACCCAAUAUAGUCACAAACUGGAAGGGUGAGUUGAUAAGAUGACACAGAUUUAUUUAUUUUUUUAAAUCUCAGGGGAAAAAGAUAGGGCAGUCACCAAAGAUUUAAAAAGAAAAACACCAGGAAGUAGUAAAGAGAAAGAAAAACACCCCGUAAUCAAACUCAGGCUGUUUACCCAGCCUGAAAUAAAUACGAAGUGAAGAUUAUAUAGAAGAUAAAGACUGGGGUGGUUCAGAACCACACCAAAUUGUUGGAACUGAAGAAGCCACCAAAUCAACUCUUAACGUGAAAAAUGGUGGCGUGGUGAAUUUCAAAGCUAGGGUAUAUCCUAAAAUGGGGAGAGAAAUUGGACCCUUAGAAAGUCCCCUCUGCAGCAUUCUAGACUCCCAUUUCUGAGGUCUGAGCUCCUGUUUCUCUCCAACGAAUUUAAUUCCCCCUUGUGCCUGAAUAAUUCACUUUCUGGAUUGCUGUAUCGAGCUGAUUGAUUUCCUUUCUAAAUAAGGAUUUGGUGGGUUCUGCAUGAACCCAUGCAGGCCAAGAAAAAAUACCUGUUCGUGACUCUCUUGGCCACGUGGCUUCUGCUUGUUUUGCUUGGAGGAGACCAAAUAAGACACUUUCCCUUUUUCUCCAGCAAAAAAGCUGAAGUCUUAAAGACCUGGCCUCGUUGGGCCGACGAGUUUCUUCUCAAGAACUUUGCAGAUUCUGAGGAGCUCCAGAGCAAUGAAAGGGGCCACAGUGAUGAAUCUCCCCAAAGCUGGCAGCAGUUGAAGUUGAGUGUUUACAAGAACAGCAGGUGCCGUAUGGAGACUUGCUUUGAUUUUUCUAAAUGUAGGGAACACGGGUUCAAAGUCUUUGUUUACCCCCUGGAAGGAGGGGAUCUUGUAUCCGAAAGUUACCUCAAAAUCAUCAGCUCCAUUGAAGGGUCACGUUAUUACACUUCCAAUCCUGAGGAAGCCUGCCUGUUUGUUCUAAACAUUGACACAUUGGAUAGGGACCAUCUCUCAAUACAAUAUGUCCAUAACAUCAACGAGAAAAUCCAAAGUUUCCGGCUUUGGAAUGACGGACAAAACCAUCUCAUAUUUAACCUGUAUUCUGGCACGUGGCCUAAUUACACCGAAGACUUGGGCUUUGACAUUGGACAGGCUAUCCUGGCCAAAGCCAGUUUUUAUGUCGAGAACUUUCGGCCUGGUUUUGAUAUCUCCAUCCCUUUGUUUUCGAAGGAGCAUCCUCAGAAAGGUGGGGAAAGAGGCUGGUUAUACAAGGCUGCUCUCCCACCCAAGAAAAAGUAUCUCUUGGUUUUUAAAGGGAAGAGAUACCUGACCGGCAUUGGUUCCGACACCAGGAAUGCUCUCCGCCAUAUCCAUAAUGGUAAAGAUAUUAUUUCUCUGACCACAUGUAAACAUGGGAAAGACUGGGAGAAGCACAAGGACAAGCGAUGUGACAAAGAUAAUAUCGAGUAUGAAAAGUUUGAUUAUCAGGAGCUUUUGCACAACUCUACCUUUUGUAUCAUCCCCCGAGGGAGACGUUUGGGAUCCUUCCGGUUCCUAGAAGCUUUGCAGGCUGCGUGCAUCCCGGUCCUGCUCAGCAAUGGGUGGGAACUGCCAUUUUCAGAGGUGAUUGAUUGGAGUAAAUCAUCCAUCGUCGGGGACGAGCGGCUUCUUCUGCAGAUUCCAUCCACGGUCCGAUGUCUGAACAGUGACAAAAUACUUGCCUUCCAACAGCAAACCCAGUUUUUAUGGGAAACGUAUUUUUCUUCUGUAGAGAAGAUUGUGCAAACCACUCUUGAGAUAAUAAAAGAUCGGAUAUUUCAUCAGGAAUCACGCCCAAAGUUCUUCUGGAACACACUUCCUGGAGGGUUGGUGGCCUUACCAGAAUACUCCACUCAUCUCAACGACUUCCCUUUCUAUUAUCUGCAGCAAGGAUCCAGCCCCUCCGAGAAGUUUACGGCAUUAAUCUGGGCCGUCUCACCAAUUGUCUCCCUUUCUCAGCCCAUCCUCAAGCUCAUCCAAGCUGUCUCCAGAUCCCAAUACUGCGCCAAGAUUUUAGUCUUAUGGAGCUGUGAGAAGCCGCCUCCACAGAAGUGGCCGCCGACCACAGUGCCCUUGACUGUCAUUUUAAGCAGCAACAAGGUCAGCGAACGGUUUUUGCCUUAUUCUGCUAUUGGGACGGAUGCCGUGUUGAGCCUUGAUGAAUGUACCAGCCUUUCAACCAGUGAGGUUGACUUUGCCUUUGUUGUAUGGAGAAAGUUCCCUGAACGGAUUGUAGGCUUCCCAAUGCGCAGCCAUUUUUGGGAUACAGGCAAGAACCAGUGGAGCUACACUUCAAAAUGGACCAAUGAGUUCUCUAUGGUUCUCACUGCGGCAGCAUUCUAUCACAGGUACUAUCACAGCCUCUUCAGCAACUAUUUGCCUGCCAAACUAAGGAGCUUUGUUGACCAGAUUGCCAACUGUGAGGACAUAUUGAUGAACUUUCUGGUUUCUGCUAUAACCAAAUUGCCUCCCGUCAAAGUGACCCAGAAGAAACAUCUCAGGGAGAGCCCACCUCAGCAGCUCCUGAAAAGUGCACCCUCAUCCAACAGCAGCCUACAUUUCGCUCAACGCCAGGAGUGCGUCAAUCACUUUGCUGCCUGGUUUGGCUACAUGCCUCUGGUGCAUUCGCAGUUCCGCUUGGACCCAGUGCUUUUCAAGGAUCAGGUAUCUGUGCUACGGAAAAAAUACCGGCAACUGGAGAGGGACUAAUUCUGGGGAGAAAGCCCACUGCUGCUCUCUGGGAAGGCGCUUGGAGAAGAAGCCACCAGCCAUGCUGGACUCACUGCUUGCUCUAGGCCAUUGGCGCUAUUGCCGGAUUUUGGGUUGGGUUCACUGCAUUGAUUCCCUUUGAACUUUGGAUACUAAAAAGAGGAAGUUGUCACUGGUAGCCAGGAUGGUGCCAGAUGAAUGUUCAGUCUUUAUUGGGUUUUACCAGUAUCAAUAAAGUUUUGCAGAAAACAA
Pantherophis guttatus is the source of this 4020-nucleotide messenger RNA. It is a transcript of the gene EXTL1, whose product is annotated as exostosin like glycosyltransferase 1. Gene Ontology annotation, molecular function: glycosyltransferase activity. Lineage: Eukaryota; Metazoa; Chordata; Lepidosauria; Squamata; Colubridae. Gene Ontology annotation, cellular component: membrane. The record is from RefSeq and is a predicted model, not a curated record.